Molecule: messenger RNA, 3124 nt
Organism: Anolis carolinensis (green anole)
Lineage: Eukaryota; Metazoa; Chordata; Lepidosauria; Squamata; Anolidae
Gene: kcnv2
Product: potassium voltage-gated channel modifier subfamily V member 2
Exons: 3
Coding region: 400-2067 (555 amino acids)
Biological process (GO): protein homooligomerization; potassium ion transmembrane transport
Cellular component (GO): membrane; voltage-gated potassium channel complex
Molecular function (GO): voltage-gated potassium channel activity
Source: RefSeq, a predicted model, not a curated record
GUAUUUUUCUAUACAAGUCUUUUUGAUUUUGGGGUGAAGCGCUUUUUCUAUUCCGCCUAACAGAUUUCUGGAUCCAUAAUCAUUCACGUCACAGAUAGAGGGAGCCAAGGCUGAAACAGGAUAAUAGCCUUUAAAUCCCCUUCUCUAAGCACUCAGAUCUUCCCUGUCAGCAAGAUUAAAGCGGUCAACAGCAGUCCCCAUGUGUCUGUAUCCCACACUGAGUUUUAACAACAACUGGAGCUGCUGGCUGCUGGGGAAAGAAAUGUGACGCCGCCUUAGUGCCUGAUGCUUCAGGCGGGAAGACACAGAGGAGAACGCAGCCGCCAAGGGAGCACAUCUUACAGCAGUGGUGGCGGCAGGACGGAGAGUUGCAUCCAACUGGCUGACUAGAGAGGCAACAUGUGGCCUUUGAAGCCAAGAAAAGACUCCCAAAGCUCUGCCUACAAAGCCAAACUACAGGAGGCCUCCUUGGACUCUACUGCAGGAAGUAAAGGAGAUACAGUGAGCAUAGACACACACUCCAGGGGAUUUGGUGUGCCUCAGUGGGGACCCAAGCGGCAACUGCUGCUGGAAACAGAGAAGAACUACUAUUCCUUCGAGGAUGAAGAAGAGGAAGAGGAAGAGGAGGAGGAGGAAGAAGAUGAGGAAGAUCAACCAAGGCUUUCACCAGUGUUUCCAUUCAGUCCCUCAUUUCAUUCUGAAGCAGCUACGACCACUGCAGCUUCCUCCUCCGUGCUCAACAUCAAUGUUGGUGGCCGGACCUAUCGCCUUACCUACCAGGCUGUGGCCAUUUAUCCCAACACACGAUUGGGCCGCUUGGCCACUUCCACUGACCGUCGCUGCCAGUUAGGCCUGUGUGAUGACUAUGCUGCACAAGGGGAUGAAUAUUUCUUUGACCGAGACCCUGCCGUCUUCCAGCUCAUCUACAACUUCUAUGCUUCGGGGGUGUUGCAGGUGCGAGAUGAGCUAUGCCCCCGCAGCUUCUUGGAGGAGCUGAGCUACUGGGGGGUACGGCUCAAAUACACCCCCCGCUGCUGCCGCAUCUGCUUUGAGGAGAGGCGUGAUGAGCUGAAUGAGCAACUGAAGGUGCAAAGGGAGCUCCAGGCCCAGGCAGCCGUCCAGGAGAGUGAGCACCUCUUCCGCCACAUGCGGUAUGCCGCCCAGCGAUGGCGCCUUUGGAACCUCAUGGAGAAGCCCUUCUCGUCCACCAUGGCAAAGGCCAUGGGGGUGGCUUCCAGCUUCUUCGUCCUCAUCUCAGUAGUGGCACUGGCUCUCAAUACCGUGGAGGAGAUGCAGCAGAAGAACAAAGUCAAUGGAGUGAUCCAGCCCAUGCUGGAGCAUGUGGAGACCUUCUGCAUCGCCUUCUUCACUUUAGAAUACAUCCUGAGGUUGAUCUCCACUCCGGAUCUGCGCCAUUUUGUUAGCAGUGCCCUCAACGCUGUGGACCUCAUUGCGGUCUUGCCUCUCUAUAUUCAGCUAUUUCUAGAACAUUUUGUAGAAGAUCUGCCACGUGGACAAGGCUCUGCACACGAACAUGACAUUGAGAAAGUAGGACGGGUUGGGAAAGUAGGACAAGUGCUUCGUAUCAUGCGCCUCAUGCGCAUCUUCCGCAUUCUCAAGUUGGCCCGCCACUCAACUGGGCUGAGAGCUUUCGGCUUCACAGUGCGCCAGUGUUACCAGCAGGUGGGCUGCCUCUUGCUGUUCAUUGCCCUGGGCAUCUUCGCCUUCUCUGCCAUGGUUUACACUGUGGAGCAUGAUGUUUCCAGCACAAACUUCACCAGCAUUCCCCAUGCCUGGUGGUGGGCAGCCGUCAGCAUUUCUACCGUGGGAUAUGGAGACAUGUGUCCAGAAACCCACCUCGGACGACUCUUUGCUUUCCUCUGCAUUGCUUUUGGGAUCAUUUUGAAUGGCAUGCCCAUCUCUGUCCUCUAUAAUAAAUUCUCAGACUAUUACACCAAACUAAAAGCUUAUGAGUAUACAUCUAUACGGAAGGACAGGGGGAAAGUAAAUUUCACACGGCGGGCUGUGAAGAAGAUGUCAGAGUGCUGUGGAAACAGGCCAUCCUGACUGCUAAGAUGGAGAAACCAUUAAUUCCCUGGAAAGGAAAAAAGAAGAAAAAGAAAAAAGAGGGACAAGAGAAAUCAAAUCAGUCAGCCCACAAGGUCAAAUGGGCUAUAAAUUAAGACGGGAUGUGGAUCUCUUGGUUCAAAACUUUUUGUUAAAAAAAUAAUAAGCAUAACGAUGUGGGUCUCAUUAUUUUGUCUGACAAAGGUUUCUUCUGAGUCCAAGCAUCAACUAGAAUUCAAUGAUGCAUCAAGCAGUUGGUUUUAAUAAACAGUUUGUUGGAAAAUGGGGUAUAGCGAAGCAUCAAAAAUUAAUUGGCAAAUGUGAUGCUGCCACAGUGCAAACAAAAAUGAAAGUCAUUUAUUUUCUGUUUCUGUUUGUGUGUAUACACAUAUAGGCAUAAUAGUAGUGGUUAUUGCCUGCACAGUAGAGUCUCGCUUAUCCAACAUAAAUGGGCUGGCAGAAUGUUGGAUAAGCAAAAAUGUUGGCUAAUAAGGAGGGAUUAAAGAAAAGCCUAUUAAACAUCAAAUUACAUUAUGGUUUUACAAAUUAAGCACCAAAACAUCAUGUUUCAUAACAAAUCGACAGAAAAAGCAGUUCAAUACAUGGCAAAGUCUGUAGUAAUUACUGUAUUUACGAAUUUAGCACCAAAACAUCACAAUGUAUUGAAAAAUUGACUACAAAAACAUUGACUACUAAAAAUGGACUACAAAUAAAGACAGAAUUGCAUAAAAUAAACUUACAGUAACAACAUUGUCAGAAGUUCAAUCCGUAAAAAGUUCAGUCCUUGCUGUCUAGAGAAAACAGCUGUGGAUCCGGGUGGGAGGCAGACUGCGUUGGAUAAUACAUAACGUUGGAAACAUGAGGGUUGGAUAAGCGAGACUCUGCUGUAUAUGUGCAUAGGUCUAAUAGAGAUUGCCUCAAGAUCAGAACAAGGGUAAUUGAGUUUCAGCCAGAAAUAUAUUGAUGAUGUAUACCUGAAUUAUGCUACAGUCUUGAUCUCAAAGAAGAGACUAUGUACAUCAUCUGUCUCCUAUAAAUAGAUCCUCAGAUACCAGAA